CGGCCGCGAGCGUGGAGCCGGCCCGGCGCCGCCGCAGCUGCAGCAGCCGCCGCGGAGCGGAGCGCCCCGGCCGUGCCAUGGCAUUGUGGUGACUGCCCGGCCCCGCCACCCGCCCGCCCCGCGGCCAUGGCCCCCAUGGGCAUCCGCCUGUCGCCGCUCGGCAUGGCCGUGUUCUGCCUGCUGGGGCUGGGCGUCCUCUACCACCUCUACUCCGGCUUCCUGGCCGGCCGCUUCGCCUUCUUCAUGCUGAGCGAGCCGGCGGCCGGCGGGCCCGAGACGUCCCACGGCUCUGCGCCCGGCGGCACCGUGGACCUGCGGGAGCUGCUGGCCGUGUCCGUGCUGGCCGCCGUCAGGGGCGGGGAGGAGGUGAAGCGGGUCCGCGAGGGGAACGUCCUCAACGCCAAGGCGAAGGGGAAGACGCGGGAGGGGGCCGAGGAGCAGCUGACCACAGGCGACCUCCUGUCCAACCGCAGGAUGUUCUACCUGCUGAAGGGCGCCUUCCCCGCCGUGCAGAUAAAUUCUGAGGAGCGGGUUGAUACAGCUGAUCAGGAGACAGUCUCCUGGGAUCACAGUAUUCCUGAAGACAUAAAGCAAAAAAUACAGCCUAAAGAGGUGCCAGCAGAAAGUGUCACUGUCUGGAUCGAUCCCUUAGAUGCUACACAAGAAUACACAGAGGAUCUUCGACAGUAUGUCACGACCAUGGUUUGUGUGGCUGUAAACGGUAAACCAGUAAUAGGUGUGAUACACAAGCCCUUCUCAUCAUACACAGCUUGGGCAAUGGUGGAUGGUGGGUCAAAUGUAAAAGCUCGUUCCUCCUACAACGAGAAGACUCCAAGGAUUAUUGUGUCCCGCUCCCAUGCAGGAAAAGUUGAGCAAGUUGCACGGCAGACAUUUGGAAAUAAAACUGUGAUAAUCCCUGCUGGUGGAGCAGGUUAUAAAGUGUUGGCCCUCCUUGACGUGCCUGAAAAGAAUCAAGAAGAAGCUGACGUGUAUAUCCAUGUCACCUACAUUAAGAAGUGGGACAUAUGUGCUGGAAAUGCAGUGUUGAGAGCUUUGGGUGGCCAUAUGACUACCCUGACUGGUGAAGAAAUUAGUUACACUGGCUCAGAUGGCAAUGAAGGAGGACUUAUAGCCAGUAUCAACAUGAACCAUAAAGCACUAAUUGAAAAACUUCCAGAUCUGGAAAAAACGUCACACAAAUAAGCAUGACUGGUGGAGAAGUACAAGUUGUGCUUUUGUAGCCUCCAGAUGCUCUGUCUGAAGAAGCAGGUGUGAAAACCUGCUGGAAAAGAUGCACAGCAAAGCAGUUUGGUGUGGGUUUGGGGACUAUAUCUUGCAUUGGGUUUUGUCAGUGGUGGUAUUUAAAAAGAAUAAAAUAAUAAUAAUAAUUGGAAGUAGGAAGGGGACGAUGGUCUCACACAUCAGUUUCCAUGUUUUAUUUUUUUCAGACUGUUUUCAUAAAAUUCUUAUACUCAAGGUGCAUUUACCAUAUAUAUUGGUGAGCAUAGGUGAACUAAAGAAAAAUCCAAUUUUUUUUGGUAAAAUAACCUAAGUAUUUCUCACAGGAAUUUCUUGAAAUCUUUUACAUCUUAUUGUAGUUUUAGUGAUUCCAUAAUAAAUUAGGUAGGAAAAAAAGCUUGAUUUUUAUAGGCAUCUGAAAACUGUAAACAGUUUAUCAGGAAUCAUGACCUCGUAUUUUGUAUCCCCUGAAUGGAAAGCACAAGAAGGUUGAUUCAAAUCUAUAUGCAGCAACAGUUUAUCUUUGACAGUGUGGCACUCUGCUUUUUAAGAGAAAAAAGGAAAUGUUUUGUGACUUCUUUCCUGAAGAUGUAAACCAGUUUUAGUUUGGGUGGGUUGUGAAUAUCGGUGUUUUAUUAAUCAGUGUAAUUAUUUCCUUAUACCUUUUUAAAAGAAGGCAGCAUUUCCUUGUAUAGUUUUUAGCAGUUACUUCUUGUCCUUGAUUUCUGCAAGCAGUGUUGAAAAUGCAUGAUAGAUUUUUCUCUAAUGUAGGGCUUGUUCAUCAUGUGAUGUUUGUGCCUAUAGAAGCAGCCUCUUCCUUCAGUACCUGUUAUUUGGUUUGUUUGGGUUUUCUUUCCAUUGGACAGAGUCAUAGGGAAUGAGUUUUACAGAAAUAGUAGGUUGACUGGUUAAUUUCAUUUCCAACACAAGAUAUAAACCAGCACUUUUUCUACAACUCCAGGAACAACUUUGACUUUAGCUUGCAGCACACUCUUUGCUGCAGAAAGCUCUUCAGCCAUUCCAAGCAGCUUGUGCUUAUUUGGUUUGUGGUACUUUAUACAGUGAGAGAAGGGACUGUUUGAAUUUGAAUCUGCUUGCGCAAGUUUGAAGAACACGUGGCAUGUGAAGUACAACAGGGUCUGCAAAACUUUACUGAAAAAUGUUCUUUGCAAUCUAAUACAUACAGAACAGAAUUCAGGUCCUUUGAUAUCAAAAUGACAAUUUGUUGUACCUCUAAAAGUUGUGGACUUCUAUCUCCAAACAUGUAACCAUCUGCAUUGUUGUUCUCUACAUCCCCCUGAAAGGUUUCAGAAGGUUAAAAUAUAUGUGUUGUUUGAAUUAUCAGAAAAUAACUGCCCAUCUGUCCUCAAGAAUGCUAAAAUUCUAAGUUAAUAUAGAUGGUUUCUGUUCAAAGUUUGUUCAGUAAAGGCUUAGGCUGCUUGAUCAAAACCCUUAAUUCUUUAAUUUUGACUUCUUUCAUAUUGUUAAUGAGAACUGCUGUUCUCAUUAAAAAGAGGUUUUUCUCCUUAGGUCAGUCAUGGAGAAUGUUUAGAUACUGCUUUCAACUUCUAGCUGAAGUUCACAUUUCCAAAAGACUUCCCAGAUGUUGCAUAACUACAGAUACAGACUUAUUUCUCAAACCCACUGGCAAAGGAGACUGAAGCUUAGUCCUACAAGCCUUUUGGUGCAGGUAGUUUUUGGAGAACUUCUUUUCCAACACAGACACUAUUGCUGCUCUUUUAAAGUAACUUUUACACAUAUAGAUAAUACACAAAGCAAUUUUACUUCCAGUUCUUAAAUUUAAGAAACUUCUAUAUGCUAUGACAAGUAAGAGGUCAUGCCCUUUUUGAAAAGGAUCUGGUCUAUUUCAAAAAGUUGUUGAGCUUCCAAACUUCAAUGAAGAAUAAAAGAAACAUAUUUAUCAAGGUUUUAAGAUUUUACAAGAAUAUUGCAUCUUUUUAAGGCUGAUUUAAAUGUCUUAAAGCCUAAUUUAUAAAAACAGCUGUUUGUAUGUUUACUGAAGAACAUGGAUUAAAAUUUAAAUAUGAGAAAUAGCCAUAGUUAGCCUAGUAUAAAAACCUGAUUGUGUCACAGAGAUCGAAUGCACAAUAUUUAAGUAGGCAAUUAAGAUAAAAUCUGUGGCAAGUGGGGUUUUAGAAUCAGCUUGAAAUCCUACGUAAACAGACUUCCUAAAAACGGGACUGCUUUUGUUCUGGGGAAUGCUUCUAUCACAUCCUUGCAUAAGCUGUGAUCAGACUUCCUGUAUGGGAAAUGAAAAAUGUUAUGUAAUGUACAAGGUCUUACUUGUAUUAGUUGAAGGCAUAGACCAGUGAACAGAAGUAUUUGCCUAUUUUAUUUUUCCUUAGGAAAACAAAGUACCGUAGGAGAGGCCCUCCUUUCCUUCCCCCCACAUGUUGGCUAAAAUGCCUAGCCUUCCAUUAGGAAGACUUGUGCAUGUUUAGACAUGUUAAUAUCCUAAAUUGCUUUGUUGCAAUGGAUCACAGUACCUUUCACAGGGGACCAUUAUUGGCCUAAUUUCACUCAUGAUGAAAUAGAAGAAAAGGUGGGAGUGUGGUGCCCAGUUAAUUACUUGUAGUAGAGCCUGAGCUUCUUUCCCACACUUGAGGGCUAAGGUAGUGCUUGUGGUCUCCCAGUGUAAUUUCAAGAGCUUUGGUGUGAGAAUAGGUGAGCAGCUGGUGAAUAUCAGUUUCAGAUGUCAUUUUGCAAUAAAUGUAACUCUUAUGCAGACCAGCAGGUAUUCACAAGUGCUUGCUUAGUGCACGCAUCCCAGUGCACUUUGUUUGGAUGGUGUUCAAACUCAGCAUGUCGUUUCUUUGACUGUUUACACUCCAUUCUGAAACGUUCUGCUUAAAUUCUGGCUUGAAUAUUUGUUUGGUCUCAUCAGUGUGGAUGUGACUUAACCUUAUGCCCAGAGGGUAGGAAAUCAUGCCAUACCCAAAUCUUACUGCUGGGCUGCAACAGUUUUCUUUACAUCUUAGCGUUUUCCACAUGAAGCUGUCGCACACCAUUUUUAGGGAUGCUACUUAAAACAAUUGCAUGGUCUAGGUAGGUCCUACAAAAGUAUAUAUUUUUAAAAAUCUUAAUUAAAAAAAAAUCAUAGUAGCAAUCUAGCUCCAAAUAAGGGAAGUAAGAGAAUGUAUUAUUUUAGCAUUGGUUUUCCAAUGGUGGAUAUUUUGAGUGGCUAUUAUGAUUAAGAGGGUUGCAAGUGAAAUAAUUCUAAAGCUGUAUGUAUUUUCUCUUUUUCAUUCUUCUAAAAAGAGUGUAUGAUAGCAUAGAUAAUACCUGGUAUUGUACCAAGAGUCCUAGCUUUCAUUCCUUGAAUGAAUAUUUUCUAAAUAAAUGAAGACAGAAAUAAAUGGGUUAAAUAUUGUAUUUAACUGAAUUUCAGAUUAACCUGUUUGCCAGACUUUUACAGAUGGAUUUAAGAGCUGUUUGUUCUGAUCUACAGAGCAUGUAAUGAUAAUGAAAAUACUUAGCAGAUAUGGCAUACUUGGAGAGUGAGUUAACCAUACAGUGAAGCUGCAAAGUCAUCUAGUGAUAUUGUUCCAUAUAUUUACUUCAUGGUUGUUACAAGGAACAGAUUUUCUAAUUGGAUUCAGGUGUGAGAAAAGUUUUGGUGGGUUUUUUUUGUUUUGUUUGGGGUUUUUUUUGUUGUUGUUGUUGUUUUUUUUUUUUUUUUUUUUAUUGGCCAAUAUCUGGAGACCAGAGGUGGGGAGGAGAAUUGGUACGGGGUUCAUCUCUGCUUUUUUGUUUAUAAAUAAGUGUAUUCCAAUGUCUUUGUAGCAUCCUGUUACCUGUUUGGGUUGUACAACAGUAGUGCAGUAUUUUAUACUCCUGAUUUAAUGUCUAAAACACAGAGUCCGCAUCUCCCAAGAAUUGUGCAGUGAGAAGUGACCAAGUGUCAUUCUGGGCUUCUGCUGUGUUACUCCAGCAGAGAAUGGCUGCUUUGUUUUCUCCUGGAUGUCAUUCCAGUAGCAGUUUCUCUCACAGAAAACUGCUUUUCCAGGCUACUGUCACCCCAGUUAUGCCAAACUUCUUUGUGGAUCUGUUUUCUGAAGUAAACAAGCAGCAGAAAGAAGCAGAUGGAUGUGCAACAGAGGACAAUUAUUUUUGUUUCUUUAUUUUUAAAUUGCAGUAAUUGUUUCAUGUCUCUUGUCUUUCAGGGGUUAGAUAAUGGUACAGGUAAGAUUCAAUGGACCACAAAUAAAUGCCUGUGGGAUUUUAAGCCCAAAUAGGAGAAGGGCAGGAAGGACUGCCUCUAACCAAGGCAAAACUCAAUGGAUGGUUUUCAGUCAGGCCACUCAUGCUGAGUCCUUCAUCUGUGCUUUAGUGGUUUAGGCCGUUUCACACAAUUACAGUUUUGAUUUUGCCAGAAUACCACCGAUAGUCUUGUCUUCAGUCUGCUGUCCUCAGUGAUAAAACUGGACUAUAUCUGCUUCACUGUAAUGUAACUCAGUUGGGUCCUCGGAAUGAGGUAAUUCUGAGGACCCAAUUGCUUGACUUGUGAACCACAGCUCUUGCAGUGAUGACCUAGUACUUGGUGCAAGUGUCUUCCCACCCCACGAGCAGGUCAUGCACCCACCACCCAUAUUGAGAAGGUGUUGAAGCCUUAUAUAUUUUGGCUUUCAGGUGCCACAGCAGCUCUUUCAGCUCUUCUGUGAGAAGUCCUUGUCCAUUGUCCUCUCUCUGGAGCCAGAAAUUAGUGGCUACUUUUUCCUCUUUGUUCUUCCUCUCUGUUCCCUUCUGAUCCUUGAUCCUUCUUUAGUCCAUGUGGACAGAAAAAUGAAAUCAGAGAUGAAGAUAGUCCCAGAGUGAGAGGAUCCCAGCAGUCAACUAUCCAAUUUAUCCUGAAGCUGGUAAUGUUCGGGACUAAGGUCUAAGGUAGUGACUGAUUCUACCAGAAGUGCAAUAGUUGCCAAUGAAGUAAUGGGAACAUGGAGAGGUUUAUGCAAUUAGGGCUACUGAACAUACAGAAAAGAUGCAGACGUACUAAGGAGAAGUUAAACACCCAAAAAAACAGAGAAAGUGGUUUUUCAUUAUAAUGUUCCAAGCAUUCGGUGUUUGUGCCCCCCCUCCCCCCCCCCGCCCCCCGCCAGGGUGCUGACCUUCAUUGCUUGUGAAAGAUAGGAAAGAGACUGCAUUGGCCCUCUGUGAAAGGCCUGAUUUUUGUUGAACUCAAUAGCAGUAUUCCAACAGAACUCAAUGUGAGCAGCACCAAGCCAGAUAAAAAGGGAACAGUAAAUUAAGCUAAAUUCUGAAAAGCUCCACCUAUGUCAAUAAAGCAAAUAACCUGGGUUGUGUUAAAGUUGUCUUUUAACAGCUUCAGUCUACAUUUGGAAUUGUCACCCCAGUGUCAGGUCUUUCAGGUUUUUUUGUGUUCUACAGAUGAUAGAGCCCACUUUCAGGUAAUAUUGUUUCCUACACCAAUUGUUCCUUAUUUGCAAUAUAUAUUUCAUUUUUCUCUCCAAAGGAUCAGCAACAGUCCAGCAUUUUUACUCGUCCCACCAAAUUGUAUUAGCAUUUUCCAGUUGUGUGCCAAAUUGAAGUAGCAAUUCUAUAAAUAAAUUCUCUGAAAAUA
Messenger RNA from Serinus canaria (Common canary), 6838 nucleotides. RefSeq names its product 3'(2'), 5'-bisphosphate nucleotidase 2 (gene BPNT2). Gene Ontology annotation, cellular component: endomembrane system. Gene Ontology annotation, molecular function: 3'-nucleotidase activity. The record is from RefSeq and is a predicted model, not a curated record. Lineage: Eukaryota; Metazoa; Chordata; Aves; Passeriformes; Fringillidae. Gene Ontology annotation, biological process: phosphatidylinositol phosphate biosynthetic process; skeletal system development. Bases 127 to 1203 code for a protein of 358 amino acids. The transcript is spliced from 5 exons.